Molecule: messenger RNA, 561 nt
Organism: Microstroma glucosiphilum
Lineage: Eukaryota; Fungi; Basidiomycota; Exobasidiomycetes; Microstromatales; Microstromataceae
Exons: 2
Coding region: 1-561 (186 amino acids)
Cellular component (GO): endoplasmic reticulum
Source: RefSeq, a predicted model, not a curated record
AUGCACUACGCCUUCGAAAGGGGCCUGUAUGGGAAAGUGCGGCGGCCGCUAGACUGGCUCUACAUCGUCUUUUUCGCCAUACACUUCCUUGCCAGCAUUCUAGUCGAUGGCCAGUACUUUUAUCCUCGCAGUGUUGUACCUGCUAGCCUCUCUCAGAUCAAGGCAGACUACAUCAGAGACAGUGCUGAUCCUCUUCUGCCGCGUCUAGGCAAGCCAGAUGCAGCAUGGUUCACCGCUGCCGUGGUGCUGGAGCUAGUGCUGCAAUGCCCCACUUUCCUCGUCGGCAUCUGGUGCCUCUUCCGCAAUGAUCGACGUGUAUACCCACUGUUGGCGGCCUAUGCUACCCUAGGCUCCUCUUCGACGCUCUUUUGUCUUGUGCAAGCCCUCCAUGGACCCGCGUCGGCAGCACUGACUGCAGCCAACCGGCAGAGCCUGGCGGGGGCAUAUGGACCUUUCUUGGCGGUGCCGUCGGUACUGAUGGUAGACAUGAUUGCUAGAAGCACGACGAUCAUUGCCAAUACAGUGUCUAAUGAAAUUGACACAGCUCACAAGACUAAGUAA